Molecule: messenger RNA, 2583 nt
Organism: Carassius carassius (crucian carp)
Lineage: Eukaryota; Metazoa; Chordata; Actinopteri; Cypriniformes; Cyprinidae
Product: BOS complex subunit ncln-like
Exons: 15
Coding region: 148-1857 (569 amino acids)
Biological process (GO): regulation of signal transduction
Cellular component (GO): endoplasmic reticulum membrane
Source: RefSeq, a predicted model, not a curated record
GAAACAAUACAGGCGUGUAGGUGUCCGUUGACUUCGCCUGACUGAAAUCCCCACCGCGACUCCUGACAGCUCGAGAGAUCUCCGUCGGUCAUUCAUUCCGUGUUUUCUCGAUUUCUCUCCGCAGUAGUCUACAGCACCGGCUGCAGUAUGUUCGAGGAGGCCAGUGAGGUGUUGGAGAACAUGCUGAAGUGGUCCCUGCCGCUGAGUUUGGUGCUGUUUCUGGUGCUGCUGCGGGCGGAAGCGGCGCAUGAGUUCAGCGUGUACCGCAUGCAGCAGUACGACCUGCAGGGACAGACCUACGGUUCCCGUAACGCCAUUUUAAACACAGAGGCUCGUACGGUGGAGGCCGAGGUGCUCAGCCGUCGAUGUGUGAUGAUGCGACUCGCCGAUUUCUCUUACGAGAAAUAUCAGAAAGCCCUGCAACAGUCAGCGGGGGCCGUGGUCAUCAUACUGCCCCAGAACAUGUCCACUAUGCCGCAGGACAUAGUGCAGCAGUUCAUGGAGCUGGAGCCGGAGCUGCUGGCCACAGAGACCAUCGUGCCUGUGUACUUUGCUCUGGAGGACGAGGAGCUGCUGUCCAUCUACACACAGACACAGAUCUCCUCUUCCUCACAGGGGUCUUCAUCAGCUGCUGAAGUGCUGCUGCAUACAGCGACAGCUAACGGUUUUCAGAUGGUGACCAGUGGAGCUCAGAGUAAAGCUGUCAGUGAUUGGGCCAUUACUAGUCUAGAGGGUCGUCUCACAGGUGCGGGAGAAGAUCUGCCCACUAUUGUCCUGGUGGCUCACUACGACUCUUUUGGAGUUGCUCCGUGGCUGUCGUAUGGCGCAGACUCAAACGGGAGCGGCGUCGCUAUACUGCUGGAGCUCGCAAGACUGUUUUCUAGACUCUAUUCCUACAAACGCUCUCAUGCAGGUAGAUACAACCUGCUGUUUUUCUUGUCGGGAGGCGGGAAGUUUAACUACCAAGGCACUAAACGCUGGCUGGAAGACAACCUGGAUCACACAGAUUCCAGUCUGCUUCAGGACAACGUGGCGUUUGUUUUGUGUCUUGACACUCUGGGUAACGGCGACAACCUUUACCUGCACGUGUCCAAGCCUCCGAAAGAGGGAAGCCCACAACACAUCCUGCUCAAAGAGCUAGAGACUGUUGUGGCCCAUCAGCACCCUGAGCUGGAGUUCUCAAUGGUCCACAAGAAGAUCAACCUGGCUGAUGACACUUUGGCGUGGGAGCACGAGCGAUUCGGCAUCCGCCGCUUGCCCGCCUUCACCCUGUCCCACCUGGAGAGCCAUCGCAGCCCGGCGCGCCACUCCAUCAUGGACAAGCGGUCAGUGUCGUCCUCUCUGGAGGGGGCGGGAGAGGCCACCGCUGGGCCUCACGUGGAUCUGGCGAAGCUCAGUCGCAACACUAAAGUCAUCGCAGAAACGCUGGCGAGAGUCAUAUACAACCUGACGGAGAAGGGAGUCAGCGGAGACCUGGAGAUCUUCACUGAACAGAUGCAGGUGCAGGAGGAUCAGCUGGUGUCACUGCUGGACUGGCUGACCGCUCAACCGCGAGCCGCACAGCUGCUGGACAAAGACAGCAGCAUCGUCCACACGCUGGAGUAUUACCUCAACCACUAUCUGAAGGACGUCAAGAGACAUCUGGUCAGAGCCGAUAAGAGGGACCCCGAGUUUGUCUUUUAUGAUCAACUCAAGCAGACCAUGAAUGCUUAUAGGGUUAAACCGGCGAUCUUCGACCUGCUGCUAGCCUUCUGCAUCGCUUCUUAUCUCGGAGUGCUGUAUCUGGCCAUCCAGAAUUUUGGACUUCUGUACAGUUUCCUGCGCAGAGUCACGUCUCCUCGGGUCAAACAGCAUUAACCCCCAACCAUCUCUUCACACACACGCAAUACGAAGGGCCCCCGGGGGCCACAGCAGAGCCAAGAGUGUGUUUGCUUUCUUCAUUUCACUAGUUUGUCUGAUUGCUUUAGUUUUCUGAAGAAUGAAUGUUGAUUUCCCUGUCAAGAGUUUCAUCCACUACACCGCUAGCCUUUCAAGUCAUCCUCGUCUCAGCAUUGCCUCAAGUCCCACGACCUUAAAAAUACAAUAAGUAAUUGUUCAAAUGGAGUAGAUUUCAAUUUGAAUCACAAACAAAUCAGUUCCCAUCAUGAAAUGUGCACACUUGCAUCAAUUACGAUUGUACUUCUAAGCAGCGUUUCCUGAAAGCCUUUCCUCGUGUGAUUAUUCUUCACUGGCAGCUACUACAAAGUGGGCCAAAACCGUUGCUGGUUGAGAAGAAGUCUGUUGAUGCUCCUCAAUCUUCGUCAUGUGCUCACACGAGUCUGAACUCUCACUGCUGAUUCUCUUCUGAGAGAGUAUUAUAUAUAAAUGUAUAUAUAUAUAUAUCAAUUAUGUGAUGUUUGGAAACCUGGCUUUUCUUGUUUUGCAUAUUCUUUUAUCCUAAGGUUUGACAAAUAUGAAUUAUUCCCAUGAUUUUCAAGACAUUUUAUAACUCCCAUUUCUUUUUUCCUAAUACCACGUGUGGGUUUUGACAUCAGCUGUUCACUUCUGCUUUCGUUAAGGAAGCAGUGUGGCACAAAUGUGCUG